Cuscuta europaea is the source of this 1047-nucleotide messenger RNA. NCBI's taxonomy places the organism in Eukaryota, Viridiplantae, Streptophyta, Magnoliopsida, Solanales, Convolvulaceae. The record is from the annotation of a GenBank genome assembly.
CUCUUGGCCACUUUAAAAUUGAAGGACAAACUUACAUGCAUGUAUUAUAUAUACAUACAUAGCCAUAAUAAUAACAACAUUACAAUAAUAUAAUAGCAUAAAUGGACAAUAACCCAUUCUUCAUCAUCCUCAUCACAACAUUGUUGUUCCUUUAUUCAUCACAGACCAUCUCUAGUCAUGAGCAUAACAAUGAGGAAGCAAAAUUCAGUUACAUGAAAAAAUCUGAGAAUGGCCCAGAAAAAUGGGGAAAUCUUAAUCCAAAAUAUACAGAAUGUAGUACUGGGAAAUUUCAGUCCCCCAUUGAUCUUGAUGACUCAACGGUCCAGAUUACCUCCACCCUUGGCCAAUUGAUUAGGAAGUAUAAACCUGCACCCGCUUCCAUCAUUAAUAGAGGUCAUGCUCUUCAGAUAAAGUGGGAAGAUGACGCAGGGAAGAUUGUGAUAAAUGGUACUGAAUACAAACUACAACAAGCCCAUUGGCACACUCCCUCCGAAAACACUGUGAAUGGCAAAAGUUUCGAUAUGGAGAUGCAUUUGGUUCAUAAGAAUGCACAUGAUGAAUUGGCUGCUGUCGGAAUCUUAUACAAAAUUGGAGCCCCUGAUCCUUUCCUUGAACAUUUAUUGAGCCAUAUCAAGACAGCAGAUCAUGAGGGUAAGGAAUUAGGUAUAAUUAAUCCAAAAAAGAUCAGAUAUGGAAGCAAGAAGUAUUACAGAUUCAUUGGCUCUCUCACAACUCCACCAUGUUCACAAGGUGUUCUCUGGACAGUUAUCAGCAAGGCCAAGACAGUAUCUAAGGAACAGCUAGACGCGAUAAAGGAUGCUGUUGAUGAAGGUUUCCAAGAAAAUGCAAGGCCAGUGCAGCCACUCAAUGGAAGGGAGGUUUAUCAGAAUCAGCCAUAGGACUGUUGUGGCCUAAAAACAACUACUCUGUACCAUACCAUGCACAAGUACAUGCAAUCUGUAACUUUUACCCAUUUCAAAUCAUUGAGCAAGAGAUGUACCUUUUUUUGCCAGUUAUCUUUGUUAGGGGGAAAACAUCUAAUAUAUU